AGAGGGUGGACCCGGGCAGAAGUUGCCGGAAAUGAAAGAGCUGAAAAAUAAGCCCGGUGUCCUGUACAUUGGGAGGAUACCUUAUGGUUUCUACGAGGGAGAGAUGAAAGCUUAUUUUUCGCAAGAUUAUAUAGUCAUCUCAAAUGGUGAAUUAAGUUCCCAAAUCGAGUUGUAUGGAGAAGCUUCUGAGUGUAGCCAUGGAAGCCUGUACCUGACCCUUUGCUUCUAUAUGUUACAGCUGUUUGUUCACAAGCCUCGCCCUAACAAUCCACGCUACAUGAUGACACUAGGAUUAUUCGAUGUUCAAGCAGAAAUUGCAUAUGAGCUUUUAUUUUAUGUGAAUCCAGUCGUGUUUCAAAUAUAUUUCCCUCGCUUCUUUUUGGUUGGAUAUAGAAAUUGCCUGAGCCCAGGAUUGUGCACGACUGUAUAUGCCAGAGGGAGAGAGCAUCACCGAUUAAGCUUUUUUUAUUCACAAUUUGACCAUUACAAUACAGAACCAACAUUGCUUUUCAGUAGACGACUUUCUCCACAUUAUAACCACAAUUUUACCGCUCCUUGAGCCUUUCUUC
Populus euphratica (Euphrates poplar) is the source of this 569-nucleotide messenger RNA. RefSeq lists its product as uncharacterized. The record is from RefSeq and is a predicted model, not a curated record. The transcript has 2 exons. Lineage: Eukaryota; Viridiplantae; Streptophyta; Magnoliopsida; Malpighiales; Salicaceae. Bases 32 to 559 code for a protein of 175 amino acids.